Molecule: messenger RNA, 1944 nt
Organism: Saccharomyces cerevisiae S288C
Lineage: Eukaryota; Fungi; Ascomycota; Saccharomycetes; Saccharomycetales; Saccharomycetaceae
Gene: SKO1
Product: Sko1p
Exons: 1
Coding region: 1-1944 (647 amino acids)
Biological process (GO): regulation of DNA-templated transcription
Cellular component (GO): nucleus
Molecular function (GO): DNA-binding transcription factor activity; sequence-specific DNA binding; DNA-binding transcription activator activity, RNA polymerase II-specific
Source: RefSeq, marked reviewed
AUGUCAAGCGAGGAACGCUCGAGACAACCAAGUACUGUUUCAACUUUCGAUUUAGAACCCAAUCCUUUUGAACAAAGCUUCGCCUCUUCCAAGAAGGCUUUGUCACUUCCAGGCACGAUCUCCCAUCCGUCUCUACCAAAAGAGCUUUCACGAAACAAUUCUACCUCAACGAUAACACAACAUUCCCAACGUUCCACUCAUAGUUUGAACAGUAUUCCAGAAGAAAAUGGGAAUUCAACCGUUACAGAUAAUAGUAAUCAUAAUGACGUAAAAAAAGACUCACCUAGUUUUUUACCAGGCCAACAAAGACCUACUAUAAUAUCUCCGCCUAUUCUCACACCUGGUGGGUCGAAAAGAUUACCACCUCUACUCCUUUCUCCCUCUAUUUUAUAUCAGGCAAAUUCAACUACGAAUCCCAGUCAGAAUUCACAUUCUGUUUCAGUCUCUAAUUCAAACCCUAGUGCAAUAGGCGUUUCUUCUACCUCCGGAUCUCUGUAUCCAAACAGCUCUUCUCCUUCAGGGACUUCACUUAUACGCCAGCCACGAAACUCGAACGUGACCACAAGUAAUUCUGGUAACGGCUUCCCCACGAAUGAUUCACAAAUGCCUGGCUUUUUAUUAAACUUGUCCAAAUCUGGGUUGACACCUAAUGAGUCCAAUAUCAGGACCGGGUUGACACCCGGUAUUCUUACGCAAUCUUACAAUUAUCCCGUAUUGCCGUCAAUUAAUAAAAAUACUAUAACAGGUAGCAAAAAUGUCAACAAAAGUGUCACAGUGAAUGGAAGUAUUGAAAACCACCCUCAUGUUAAUAUAAUGCACCCAACUGUAAAUGGUACACCACUUACGCCGGGAUUGAGUUCUCUGCUAAACUUACCAUCUACUGGAGUUUUGGCUAAUCCAGUAUUCAAAUCAACACCUACAACAAAUACCACAGAUGGUACCGUCAACAACAGCAUCAGUAAUUCCAAUUUUUCCCCAAAUACUUCAACGAAAGCGGCUGUCAAAAUGGAUAAUCCGGCAGAGUUCAAUGCCAUCGAGCACUCCGCUCAUAAUCACAAGGAGAAUGAAAAUUUAACGACUCAAAUUGAGAACAAUGACCAGUUCAAUAACAAAACACGAAAAAGAAAGAGAAGGAUGUCUAGCACAAGUUCUACUUCUAAGGCUUCAAGAAAAAAUUCCAUAUCAAGAAAAAACUCAGCAGUUACGACUGCACCAGCACAAAAAGAUGAUGUUGAAAAUAAUAAAAUUUCAAACAACGUAACACUUGAUGAGAAUGAAGAGCAAGAAAGAAAAAGAAAGGAGUUUUUAGAAAGAAAUAGAGUAGCUGCAUCUAAAUUUAGAAAAAGAAAGAAAGAGUACAUCAAGAAAAUUGAAAAUGAUCUACAAUUCUAUGAAUCUGAAUAUGACGAUCUAACUCAGGUCAUUGGGAAGCUAUGCGGCAUAAUACCCUCAAGCUCCUCGAAUUCCCAAUUCAAUGUGAAUGUUUCAACUCCGUCAUCAUCAUCACCACCAUCUACAUCUUUAAUAGCAUUGUUAGAGAGUAGCAUUUCAAGGAGUGAUUAUUCAAGUGCAAUGUCAGUAUUAUCAAACAUGAAGCAAUUGAUAUGUGAAACGAAUUUUUACCGAAGGGGAGGCAAAAACCCAAGGGACGACAUGGAUGGCCAAGAAGACAGCUUCAAUAAGGACACUAACGUUGUCAAAAGCGAAAAUGCGGGCUAUCCUUCCGUUAAUUCAAGACCAAUAAUUCUAGAUAAAAAAUACUCACUGAACUCUGGAGCAAAUAUCAGCAAAAGUAACACAACUACUAAUAAUGUGGGAAAUAGUGCACAGAAUAUAAUCAAUUCAUGCUACUCUGUUACUAAUCCAUUGGUAAUAAAUGCAAAUUCCGAUACCCAUGAUACUAAUAAGCAUGAUGUACUAUCCACUCUACCUCACAAUAAUUGA